Molecule: messenger RNA, 818 nt
Organism: Heteronotia binoei (common prickly gecko)
Lineage: Eukaryota; Metazoa; Chordata; Lepidosauria; Squamata; Gekkonidae
Exons: 5
Coding region: 44-775 (243 amino acids)
Source: RefSeq, a predicted model, not a curated record
ACAAGAGGAUCUGUGAUCUUAGUUGAGAUUUGCUUGGCCAAGGAUGAAGGAGGUGGUGGUAUUAUUAUUUUGUGUGGGCCUCUUAGUUCCUCUUGAAUCUUCUUCCCUGUUGGCAUUAGAAGAUUAUCCGAUUUCCUUGUACCACCGAGAUUCCCUGCUCUCAACCGUGCUUUGGUUCCGCCCUCCCUACUGCCUGUAUGAGCUCUGGUAUGAUAAAACCCUGGAUCAUAGCCUGGCCACCUGGCAGACAGCCACCAUAGAGAUGCAGGUGAAACUUGAAGGGGAUGACAGUGUGUACAAAGCCACCCAGAGGUUUCCUAUACCCAUUUGCAGCCCAACCAUGGUGCAGUCUUUGGACUUGGGAGACCAUGCUUGUGAGAUGGGGCCUUCCCUAGCUUGCCUCAAUGAUACUUGUAUGAGAGCUGUCCUUCCUGGUCGAAUGUACAGGAUCAGAUACCUUCUCUGCAAUAAAGACCACUCUGUGCUGGCUGUAGCUGGCUGGUCCAAGGAUUUCCGUACAAGGGACAUGCCCCAUGAUUUCCGCACCAUGGACGUUGACUUUGGAAAACACUCCACCGGGAUGGUGCUCAUCACGGCACUAGCAACCAUUACGAUGUUUCUCCUCUUGGGAGCUGCUGGACUAGCCCUGAUUGUGAGGCCACCGUCCUUCAGCCUGAUCAGUCAGAAUCCCACCAUGUCGUUCUUGAUGGAAUCCAGCCCCGGCAGAUCAGAAUCUUCCUGUCUAGCUAGAUCACCAUCCCCUAGACCCAUCUGACAAAUAUGUUGACUGUAGCCUAAUAAAUGUGACUUACAGUUUU